Molecule: messenger RNA, 3824 nt
Organism: Rhincodon typus (whale shark)
Lineage: Eukaryota; Metazoa; Chordata; Chondrichthyes; Orectolobiformes; Rhincodontidae
Gene: aff3
Product: AF4/FMR2 family, member 3
Exons: 17
Coding region: 150-2867 (905 amino acids)
Biological process (GO): regulation of gene expression
Cellular component (GO): super elongation complex; nucleus
Source: RefSeq, a predicted model, not a curated record
CUGUUUCACAGUCUCUUUAGCCUGAAUGUUGGCCAGUUCCGCGACACAGUCAUUUUAUUAGCCUUAUGAGAGAAAACUUCAUAUGAAUAACACAUGGGACUAUUUUUGACUUGACAUCUGCUACAAGAAAACAUUCUGGGUCUGUUAGAAUGCUGCUGGAAACACAUUUACCAGUGCUUGACCUGAUAAGCCAAGACUGGAGUCAAUCAUCUUUGAGAAUGUUAGAAAACAAUCUUAAAAUCAAUAGUGAUGAAGAAAGUGGACAGGUACCACAGACGUUUGUUCCUAGGACAAAUUCUGCGAGUAAUCCGAUGCAACAGACUCAAGGCACAGCUUUAGGUCAUUACAACGAUGAGCCAAACAGUUCCAGCGAAUCAGAAAGCAGUUCAGGAUCUGACUCUGAGGUCGGAAUUUGCUCAAGUGACACCAAUAGCGGUAAACCUUCACUUGUCGCUAUGCCUGAGCUGGGGCAGACCGCAAAUAGUAAGUGGCAACUUGACAAAUGGUUAAACAAAGUGAACACAGAGAAAAAUGACACCACCACUGUGAACAAAAAUGGCAAUUAUGGACUCAGCAACUAUCAGUUACAUUGUCGACAACAGAAUGAGAACCAAGAAAGGGCAAAAAAUCCUUUACUCAGUCAAACGGACUUCAAAGACCAAGAAAAUCAAACUCUUGAUGGAAAAAACCAAAGGUCUAGACCUGCUCUCAAAACUAAAUGUUGUAAACAAAUGUUACUGGCUGAUAAUGAAUCUGCCGCUGAAAGAAAGUUACUUUGCAAAGAGCAAUCCAGGAAGACAGUAAAAAUGUCAAUUGAAGAUGAUCUCAGUUUGCUGAGCUCAGAGAAUCAAAGCAUGAUUUGUAAUGAAGGAGGAAGCCAGGACUUAAGUACAUCUGACCAAGACAAAAUCAAACCUCCUGUCAACAAAAUAGAGUUUAAAAGAGAACAGGAGACAGGUACACUUUGUGAGAAAAUCAAGUACAGGGAAAUUGGUAAAAACGUACCUAAAUCUGGAGAAUUUGUUGGAGCUGAAUGUUUAUUAUCCUCAAUCUUAUCAGGCUCAAGACUGGACUCUGAUAAUGAACAGUACCUUCAAAUCAAAUAUCCAUUAACUUCUGUUUCACCAAAAAACCACAAAGUUAAUGACUACAGCAGCGGUGUCAGCCGAGUCAGGAGCUGCAGUGCAGUCAACUCUGUCAGUGGUACGAUUAAUGAAUCAAACAAAGACUCAGAAGAGCAACUGUUUGCUUUAGUUCCUUUUGGUCGAAAUGAACUACUUUCACCUUUAAAAGGCAGUGGAGAGAAUGAGGAACUCAAGUCUCUCUGGGUAAAAAUAGACUUGACACUCUUAUCUAGAAUUCCUGGACAGUUAUCCAAACAGUCUCUAAUCCAAAAAAAUGUUGCUGAGGGAAUUUGGAAUAUCAGUGUCAAUAAAGGUUGCAGUUCUUCAAGGGAGAAAUUACCAACAAGAUCAAAAAGGAAACGCAAGUGUGAAAACAGUAAUGCUGACAAGAAAAGUAAAAGGAACCAUUUAGACAACAAACAUCUUAUUGUGGGACUACCCUCUACUGACAACUGUUCUGCAUCAAGUCAGAAAGCUACAUCUAUCAAUGAAUUAUCCAAGCAAACAAAUGGGACAGAGAAAAUAAUUCAUCCCUUUCUUUCACCAUUACCUGGAAUCUCUAAUCAGAAGCACCCCAAUGAAAUCAACACUACCGCUGGAGGAGGCAAUGAUACUGUUUUACCUAGCAACUCCUCAUUAUCCUUACCUUCCUUAAGUUGGAAAUCUGAGUCUAAACCACAGAGAUGCUCGAAAGACUCCAAUAAAGGCCUCCACAUUAACUCCAACAGCAAUCAACUUUGCAAUAGUCAAUCAUUUCAAACACCUCAAGAAAAUUCAUGGCUGGCGACUUCAAAGUUGCAAAAUGAUUCCUGCAGACCUAGGCUUGUUUUUGAUGACAACACGCAACAUAAUGCUGACUAUUACAUGCAGGAGGCAAAGAGAAAGAAACACAAAGCUGAUGCUAUGGUGGAAAAGUUUGGAAAGGCAGUGAAUUAUAUAGAUGCAGCAUUAUCUUUUAUUGAAUGUGGCAAUGAAAUGGAACAUGGACCGCUUGAAGCCAAAUCUCCAUACAUGAUGUAUUCUGAAACAGUGGAACUCAUCAGAUAUGCCAUGAGACUGAAGAUUCAUUCAGAUGUAACAGCCACUCAAGCAGAUAAGCAGCUAGCUGCUUUGUGUUACCGUUGUUUGGCACUUCUUUAUUGGAGGAUGUUCAGACUUAAGAGGGACAGUGCAGUUAAAUAUUCUAAAGCCCUGAUUGACUAUUUCAAGUGUAACAGAAAGGAAGUGCUAACCAGUGGUAUUGCACAUACUAAUAUGCAUCAGAAGGAACUGAACACACAUCAGUACUGCAGUUGUCCACUUAAACUCAAAUACACUCGUCAUUGCUGCAAUUUUAGGAAAAAACAGGACUCUGGUGAAACAGCUAAAAGUUCAAACCUUUGGGGAACCAGUGAGACGUAUAUUAGAACAUCUACGCCAAAGUUGUCUACGCUAUCCCCUGUUACUUCUGCUGGAUUGCUUGAGAGCCGUUCCAGUAACAGUGGAUCAUCCCCCUCUUCAACCAUUAAUAUUCCACAGCGAAUCCAUCAGUUGGCUGCUAACCAUGUCAACAUCACCAACAGCAUUCUCUACAGUUAUGACUACUGGGAAAUGGCUGAUAAACUGACUAAGGAAAACAAAGAAUUCUUUCAUGAUCUUGAUACACAGAUGGGACCCAUAACACUACAAAGUAGUAUGAAGCAGCUCGUUCGUUACACUCAACAAGGACUGCAUUGGAUCCGAAUCAGUAGUCACAUGUUGUAGUGCUUUUUAUGUAUGAUCACAUUCCAUGAACUUUCAAUUCUAAAGUGCUGAAUUGCUAGUUAAUGCAGAAGGUGUCCUGAGAAAAUUGAAGGAAAUUUUUGCUGUGGAAUUUCAUAUCAUAAAUUUGAUACUUCUUUAAUGUUAAAGAAUAUUAGGCUUCAGCCCACGAAUUUGGCAAGAGGUCAAAGAAAGAUCGGGUCAAUUCUAUUUAGCAUUCUUUCCUUUUGUUUUCCCCUUUCAGCAAUUUAGUGCAUUCACAUCUAGAAAUACUAUUGCCGGCUUCUGCACAUUACAAACUUUGGGCAACAAAAGAAUCUAUUUUUGCCUUGACUGUUCAUAAAUCUUUAUUGUCAACUGCUCAUGUAUUUUAAACCUUAUUUGCUUUCUCAUGUAGGUUUCUACCUUUUAAGGUACAUUAUAAAGUAAAUCUGAAUUAAUAUCAUAUCAUGUAUUCACAUUUUAUAAGCAAAAAGUAAAAAAGGGUAAGUGCAAUUUAUGACAACAAAUAAUAAGUUAAUUAGGAGACCAUUUAGGUUAAGGCUGUUGAUGGUGUCAAUAAAGACAGAGGUGAAAUCCCUGCUGAGAAAAAAUAAAAGCUGUCUAAGAAAUAUUGGUCAGAGUAUGUGUUGUAAUUAUAACUAUGUUCUUAAGUUUACUUCAUGAUGGUUAAAAGGGUUUUCUAGGAUUCAGAUUUUAAUUGAUCAUUUUUGAUUUAAAAUUCUGCUUCGUCGCAUGCUAUAACAUUUUAUCGGUAAUGUUGUGCUAUUUCAAAAACCAAGUGAAAGAUAUUAUUCUAUGGGUUAGUUGAAAACUUCGGGGCAUUGUUUUCAGAGCCAUAUAUGUCUCCCACAAACUUCAUAUUGCAAGAACAUGCCCCAUAGACAAGUUGACAUUAUGGAAAUAUUCCAAAUGACCCAUCUUUCUGUCUUCAAUGCAGUCUCAGUUGAUCAGAAUGUG